AUGUCCGAGAACAUCGACACCGCCUUUCCCGGUAUCGGUUUGUCGGGCGCCGAGACCGUAAAGUAUCGGUGGCGAAAAUCCGGUAACAGGUUCACCCCCGUCAAUGACCGCAUCGAUGAACUCGAUGAUAUGAGCGACUUCCGUUACGAUCCACGUGCGGAGAAGGCACAGUGCGCCUCACCUCGCACAGAAGCAAGGGACUCGGACUCUGCGAGUUCGUCGAGAGAAGAUAGUCCCAAGAAGCUGGGGAAAAUGGCCUCGCCGGUGAAAAAGGUCUCGCCAUGGAAAAAGGGCUCGCCUGGUAAAAAGGGCUCGCCUGGUAAACUAACACCGCGUCGCCGAAAACAGAUGUACGCCCGUCGCCGAGCGCGCUCAGGUCGUCAUGCCGAAGAACAGUCGGGAGCCUCGCAAAAGUCGGAGGGGACCAACAACCCCAAGAGGGUGAUCUCAGAAUCUCUCAGGUCGCGAGCCAACCUCCUCGACCCCAUGCUCCUCGCACUUUGUGACGUUGACGAGCUUUGGUACCAGUUUUCCCGAAGUCUCGCCCCCAAACGCAUGUGGGAGCAUGCCUCCUACAGGGCCUGCCAGAACAGCCUCUCCGAACUGGGAACUUGGUAUCAGCAACGCGGAGCUGCAGCAACCUGGAAGGCGGUGGACUCAAAGCCUCCUCAACCGCCGUCACCUCCGUUACUCGCAGUAGCAGCAUCCCUUAGCGCCGGAUUCGACUGGCUCCGUGCUGUCGAGAAAGUUGAUUUGACCUGGUACUAUCUUGGCCAGCCUCCACCCCCUUUCUGGGAUGGGUUCAACCCCGCAAAAUCCAAACAUGUCAAUAUGGAUCUCUCUGCGUCGAAGCAAGUUCAAUGGGGCCGGCGGCGGCGGCAAGAACCCCCACCCACAUGGUUUACGGACGAAGUAGAGAGUCUCAAGUCUGUAUCGCAGGAACUGGAUGGCUAUGAUCUGCAGUCGAACAUCUCCGAAGAUGUUGGCAUGGACGAGCCAGUACUAGGCGACGUCGGUGAACUCAUGUCUCCUAACCGUUCAAUUGCCGCCUCUGGACAUCAUGAACUGCCAGGCACAAUCUCGACUCUCAACCCAGGAACUACGGUCCCUGAUCAGGAUGCAGACUUUCUUCUCAGAAUUCAAGCCGAGGAAGCUAUUGAAGAUUUUCUGGAAGGGAAACUCCAUCAAGAAGCAGAGCCUCGGAAGGUCAACAUGGAUGCAGCCCCACCAGAGAAGCAUCGCGGCGUCAGCGAGCCCCGUCUUGAUCCGACCCCUCCACCGGCUGAGGCGGUCUUGGCCAACCCGGAAGCCAAGGAUAAAUCCACGUCUGGACAGGCCGAGAAGGCCGAGAAGUCGAGGCUGCUGCGGAAGAUGAAGGCAGCGCCUGAGAUGAACGAUACAGACCUCGUCCCUUACGAGGCUGUUAAGGACCUUGAGCGGCUCUGGGAUUUGCAGACCCAGGAGCGAACGAUCACCAAAGCUAGCAUUGACCUGAUUGAGGCCGUUGAGGGGAAAUUACGAGCGGCCAGUGGCGCCCACAUCGAUCGCUGGUCUGCUUUCCUCACCUCGACUCGGCGCGAGGCUUCAGAGAGACUGGGACAACUCAAUUCGCAAGCUGCCCAGCUUGCAGACGAGCUGCAGGCGGCAGCGAGGCAGAAGGUUGGCAAUGCCCGAGCAGCCUACCUCGAGACCCCAUGUGGCGAAAUCGAGCAGUCGCAGACGGGCGGCGUGGUUGAUGCCAUGGAAGAGAUCAAGCGGGCACAAAAGGAACAUGAGGAGGCCUCCAACAAGAGGAUGCGUGAGAUGGAGGAGGAGCUUGAGGAACUUCGACGAAACGCCAAGAGGCCUCGGUUGUUGGGCUGGCUGCUUGGAUGA
Messenger RNA from Thyridium curvatum, 1875 nucleotides. RefSeq lists its product as uncharacterized. The record is from RefSeq and is a predicted model, not a curated record. Lineage: Eukaryota; Fungi; Ascomycota; Sordariomycetes; Thyridiales; Thyridiaceae. The transcript is spliced from 2 exons. The coding region runs from base 1 to 1875 and encodes 624 amino acids.